AUUUAAAAUUCGCUUAGAAUUCAACUCAACUCAACACUCUAAGCUGAAAUCUGAAGCAACUUUAGCGAAUGAGAUGGCGAGUGGUAACACUAGUCAUCUCUUAAGCCUCUUGCUUUUGCUUCUAACUUUUCACUCUUCAGUUGCUGAGGUUUUCUUCGAAGAGAGAUUCGAAGAUGGUUGGAAGAGCCGUUGGGUGUUAUCCGAUUGGAAAAGGAGCGAGGGGAAAGCUGGCACCUUCAAGCACACUGCAGGGAAAUGGUCUGGUGAUCCUGAUGACAAAGGUCUUCAGACGUAUAAUGACGCCAGGCAUUUCGCCAUAUCUGCCAAGAUACCGGAGUUAAGCAACAAGAACAGAACCCUGGUGCUGCAGUAUUCAAUUAGGUUUGAGCAGGACAUUGAAUGUGGUGGCGGUUACAUCAAACUUCUUUCUGGUUAUGUUAAUCAGAAGAAGUUUGGUGGUGAUACUCCUUAUAGUUUGAUGUUCGGACCAGAUAUAUGUGGUUCGCAGACAAAGAAGCUCCAUGUUAUACUAUCCUACCAGGGGCAGAAUUACCCUAUUAGAAAGGAUCUGCAAUGUGAAACUGAUAAGUUGACUCAUUUCUAUACAUUUAUUCUGAGGCCUGAUGCCUCUUAUAGUGUCCUAGUUGAUAAUCGGGAAAGAGAUUCUGGAAGCAUGUACACAGAUUGGGACAUCCUUCCUCCAAGGAAAAUCAAGGAUGUCAAUGCAAAAAAGCCGGCAGACUGGGAUGAUAAAGAGUACAUCGAAGAUCCUAAUGAUGUUAAACCAGAGGGAUAUGAUUCAAUUCCAGUUGAAAUUCCUGAUCCAAAAGCCAAGAAGCCUGCUUACUGGGAUGAUGAAGAUGAUGGACUAUGGAAGCCCCCAAAGAUUCCUAAUCCAGCAUACAAAGGACCAUGGAAACGCAAGAAAAUCAAGAACCCCAACUACAAAGGAAAGUGGAAGACUCCAUGGAUUGAUAACCCAGAAUUUGAGGAUGAUCCUGAUCUUUAUGUUCUCAAACCAAUUAAGUAUGUGGGCAUUGAAGUGUGGCAGGUGAAGGCAGGUUCAGUUUACGACAAUAUCUUAAUUUGUGAUGAUCCCCAGUAUGCAAAGCAAGCUGUGGAUGAUUUUAUGGCUAAUAAUAGAGAGGCUGAAAAAGAAGCUUUUGAAGAAGCAGAAAAAGAAAGAAGGGCUCGGGAAGAAGAGGAGGCACGGAGAGCAAGAGAAGAGGGUGAAAAAAGGAGGAGGGAGAGGGAUCACAAAUAUGGCAAUAGGAGGCGUCGUCGAAGGCCGGAUCCCCACGAUAUGGAUGAUUACCAUGAUGAACUUUGAAACGUGCACCCUAGGUAGGUGACCGAGGAGUAACUGCAGAAAUAAAAUGCAUCUUUGAAGUUUUUUGAGUGUUGUGAAUUGUGUAGGACCAAAGCUGCAACUGCACUGACCAUGCCGAGCUGUACUACUGAAUAGAACUGUACCAUCUGAAAAAUGAGAGUCAGUCAUUAUGUUAACUUUGAUUUCUUUUGGAUUAUUAGGUAACAGCUGGUAAGCUGAUACUGUAUUCGAGGAUGGAAUUAAAACUAUCUAUCUGUAACCGAAAAGGGGCAAUGAAAAAAAAAAAAGAAAAUGAAUUUUUUAGUACAUUA
This is a messenger RNA of Cajanus cajan (pigeon pea), 1641 nucleotides long. It is a transcript of the gene CRT3, whose product is annotated as calreticulin 3. Gene Ontology annotation, biological process: ERAD pathway; protein folding. Lineage: Eukaryota; Viridiplantae; Streptophyta; Magnoliopsida; Fabales; Fabaceae. The record is from RefSeq and is a predicted model, not a curated record. Gene Ontology annotation, molecular function: calcium ion binding. Gene Ontology annotation, cellular component: endoplasmic reticulum; endoplasmic reticulum membrane.